AUGACAGGUGUGGCUUUCUCUUUGGGGACUGGAGAGAGCAUGUGCUUUUGGGAAGAUGUUUGGAGGGGUGAUGUGCCUCUUUGCAUCUCCUUCCUGGCUAUUGCUCGCCUAACUCUGGAUCUGCAUGUCAUGAUCAACCGUUGCUUCGAGCUAGGUGGUGGCUCAAUGGUGUGGUCUCUGCCUUUUCGUCAGCUUCUUCGGGAUUGUGAGGUGGACGAAUAUGUUGCGCUUUUGGAGUUUCUCCAUUUUUGUUGGCUCUCGAGCAAUGAAAAGGAUAGCUUGGGUUGGCCCAUGGAAAAGUCAGGAUGCUUCUCAGGACUAGUUGUGGUGGUACUUCCCCCUUUGGUGAUCUUGGCGUGGUGUUUUACAGCAGGACAAGUCGAACGUGCCAUUCAUGUCGUAUCUGUGCUUUCCAAAGAUGCUUAUACUCAGUUGCUCUCAAACAUCAGAGACAGUGCAAGAUCACUAUUACCAAUCAAUGCUACCACGCUUAACUUAGCGAGAGUUCUGAAUUCAUCUCUCAAUGCGAACCUGUCAUCAUUUCCCACUGUUGAGAAUAAGGUGGCCCUUUAUCUAUUUCUAGUAUUUUCGACAGUACCAAACCUAUCACAGGUUUCAUAUAUCGGAGAGGAUGGUAUGUUCUUUUCAUACUACAUUGAAGGGAAUCAGACGUUUGCAUUGUUUGCCAAUUCAUCCUAUGCUACUACAAAUGACUCCAUUGCAUACCGUUGGUACCGUCAACCGACAAACGAAGAUACAGGAUUGCUAUUUGGGGAAGCAAUUGAUUCCACUCCAGUCAUUCUUACAAAAUCAAGUUGGUUUUUCAAUGCUUUGAACAAUGAAAAUGGGUAUUCCAUGUGGGGAUUGGGAUGGGGAAAAGCUCAAGAGCCUUUGUUCCUUUGCAUGGCUCCUGUGAAAGAUUUUAGAGGCCAACGAGGAGUUAUUUCGCUUGGAGUUCCUGUGAAAGUUCUCACGAACUUCAUAUCGGGAAUAGACCUUCAUGGUGGAAAUGUGUAUCUAGCUACUAAAGAUGGGCAGUUGCUUGUGCAGACUGGGCCAACAACGCCUAGCAUUGCUUUUGACAAUGGUACAGUCUUGAUGCAGGCGAAAAAAUCAGAUAAUGGCAUUGCGGUAAAAUCACAUUUUAACCUUUCAUGUUCGCUUGAUGCAUCUUCGGGAGGCCAUGAUAGUUCGUUAAUUGCUUCCAAGGUGAACUUUUUGGGUACAAGAUAUGAAUUUUAUUGCACUCCCCUGGAGAUAGCUGGAGUUCAAUCGAUAUCUAUAUUGGCAUUCCCACACAAGGAAUUUGCGGAUGCUGUUCAUAGGCAGAGCAAAAUAGCAUUGGUAUUGUUGGUAUUGAUGCUUAUCAUUGUGCUUCUUGUAAGUUUCUUCUUCAUUAUCAUGAUUUUUAGAGCGGCGAAAAGGGAGGUAUUCCUAUCUUCCACACUUAUCAAGCAAAUGGAAGCAACUCAACAAGCAGAGAGAAAGAGUAUGAAUAAAAGCAUCGCUUUCGCUAGAGCUAGUCAUGACGUUCGAACUUCUUUGGCUGCCAUCAUUGGCCUUGUAGAACUUUGUCGUAUGGAAGUUUCACCACGAUCAGAAAUGGAGACAAACUUGAUUCAGAUGAACACUUGCGCACUUAACCUCUUGGGCAUAUUGAAUUCUGUUCUUGAUACAAGUAAGAUAGAAGCAGGAAAGAUGCAACUAGAAGAAGGAGAAUUUGAUAUGGCACAGGUUCUUGAGGAAGUGGUAGAUAUCUUUUAUGUUAUUGCUUCAAAGAAAGGUGUAGAUGUGAUGCUGGAUCCUUGUGAUGCCUCUGUGCUGAAAGCUUCUCUUGUUAAAGGUGAUUGCGGAAGAUUUAAACAGGUCUUGUGUAACUUACUCAGUAAUGCAGUGAAAUUCACAACAGAAGGACACGUCGUGGUCCGCGCUUGGGCCAAGAAACCAAAUUUGGAAAACUCCAUUCUUACUUAUGAUCAAGGUGGCCGUUUUCUCAACUUAUGGCAACGUGUAUCUCACUUGAUUUACAAGAACAGCAAUGCUUAUAAUGACUUGGGAUCGCUUCAUCAAGUUCAAAAAAAUCCGAAUUCUAUCGAGUUUGUGUUUGAGGUGGAUGAUACAGGUAAGGGAAUCCCAAAGGAGAAGUGGAACUCUGUGUUUGAGAACUUUGUUCAAGUUAAAGAACCGGCUUCUGGUGUUCAUGAAGGAACUGGAUUGGGACUUGGCAUUGUUCAAUCCUUGGUACGUCUAAUGGGUGGAGAGAUCGGCAUUGUGGAUAAAGAGCGUGGUGAAAGGGGCACUUGCUUCAAGUUCAACAUUUUUGUUCAGGCAUGCGAGAUCACACGUUAUACUAAUGCAGAAGGAGAAGAAAUCAAGUUGCUCAGGGAUCAAAUACGGAGUGAGUCACACCAACCACAUGAACUCAGUAUAAGUGCCCAGCCCAGCGCGAUUAAUAUUCAGAGCCCAAUGAGUGUUCGAGCCGCAACAUUAGGGAAAAGUCUCAGUCAGGAUAGCAUCCAUGCAGUACUUAUGAUUAAAGGAGAUGAAGCUAGAGGAAUUUCACAGAAGUGGAUGGAGCAUCAUGGGAUCAAAGUGUGGCCUGUUAGUCGAUUGGAUGAAUUAUAUCUUGCCCUUGAAAAGUUAGAGUACAAAUUCGCCUCGGCCUCCAUCAGAAGCCACUCGAGCAAUUCAGCAUCCUACAACUCUUCAGGAGAAAGGGAGGGGCCUGCAAGCGCUGGGGUUGAUUGUGUUUCAUCUCCCAAUAUGGGCAGUAGGGAUCCUUACAGAAAGACGAGCCUUAGAAGUGCGCCAAACUGCAUAUUGAUUGUGAUCGACAUGAGUUCCGGGCCUUUCUUUGAGGCAUGUUCGAUCUUGGCCAAGUUUUUUAAGAACACCCAUGGUUCUCGAUAUAAGGUUGUUUGGGUGUCCAAUCCAAACACUCCUAGGAAAGACUUAAGCCGCCUGAAAAACAGACAAGCUCCAUGCGAUCUCAUAUUGCAGAAACCUUUCCAUAGGGCCCGUAUACAUGAACUUUUAAGACUUCUGCAAGAGUCUGGAGGAAGUAGUGAGGAUCACCCAUCUGAGAUUCGGACAGAAAAAUCAUUGCAAGAGUCACCACGCUUUACUAGAGGUAGCCCAUCGAUGCGGUCCGAUCAAAGAGGUAGCCCAUCAAUGAAGCCCGAUCAAAUUCCAUCUAAUUCAAUAACUUUGCAAUCUACACAUCCGACGCGCCAAGGAAUAGGAGCGGAAGGUAGUCUAACUGGUGAUAAGCCCUUGAGUGGCAUGAAUAUCUUGCUUGCAGAAGAUAAUGUGACAUUAACGAGGGUUGGUGUGGCUAUUCUCCGUCGUCAAGGUGCAACUGUUGAAUGCUGUGAGAAUGGUGAAGAGGCUCUACAUCUGGUUAUCAAGGCUCUACAUGGAAUUAGGGAUGGACUUUCAAAAACAUUCGCAUAUGAUAUCAUACUCAUGGAUUGUGAGAUGCCAAUAAUGGAUGGAUAUGAAGCAACAAGACAGAUACGGGCGGAGGAGCGAUACUAUGAUCUUCAUAUUCCUAUCAUUGCACUAACAGCUCAUGUAGUGGCUGAGGAAGUGAACAAGGCCGUCCAAGCUGGAAUGGACUUUCACUUAGUGAAACCGCUCAAGCCUGAUAGGUUGUUGGAAGCAAUCCGCAGCAUCAAUCGUAACUGAAUGUGGCAUUGCAAACUAUUGCAAUGCUGUAGGAUAACAAACACACCAGAGAGUGAUGUUGUUUGUUGUAUGUGCAACACAUGAAUGUUGUAGUUGUUGGAGACAGACUGAUAUGAACAAACUCACUAAGUGUGAUGAAUACUCUAUAGAGUAGAUUAUGGACUAUUAUUCUCCUAUGUGUAUGUGUGAAAUAUGGCGUGUUCAUAUGGCAACUCGUCCCGCCGUGCGUGUUCCAUGGCCCAAAGUUCAAGCCAUUCCAAUCAUCAGGUUGGUAAGUCUAA
Messenger RNA from Magnolia sinica, 3968 nucleotides. Its product is annotated as histidine kinase CKI1. Lineage: Eukaryota; Viridiplantae; Streptophyta; Magnoliopsida; Magnoliales; Magnoliaceae. Bases 1 to 3687 code for a protein of 1228 amino acids. Gene Ontology annotation, cellular component: nucleus. The transcript has 7 exons. Gene Ontology annotation, molecular function: phosphorelay sensor kinase activity. The record is from RefSeq and is a predicted model, not a curated record. Gene Ontology annotation, biological process: phosphorelay signal transduction system; phosphorylation.